AUGCUGACCGAAUUCGACGAAACAUGUGGAUGCAUCGGUCUUCAGCUGAACCUACAAAAGACGAUGUUCAUGCGGAACGGAUGGGUCUCGGAUGUCCAAUUCACUUUCAACGGAACGAACAUACCCGAAUGCACCAGCUACGUUUAUCUGGGUCGGGAAUUGAACAUGAUGAACGACCUGACCCCCGAGCUGGGCAGGAGGAGAAGAGUGGCUUGGGGAGCGUACAAGAGCAUCGAGGAUGUAGUGAAGAAGACCAGGAACACCCGGCUCCGUGCUCAGCUCUUCAAUACCACCGUACUUCCUGCUUUGACCUAUGCUUCGGAAACCUGGGCAUUUCGCAAGCAGGAAGAAAACGCGGUGAGCGUCAUUGAACGCGCAAUGAAGAGAGUGAUGCUAGGAGUAUCCCGUUUCACGCAAGUGAGGGACGGGAUUCGAAGUCCUCUCCUACGUCAGCGAUCGAAGAUUAGAGACGCCGCCGCGUUUGCCAAGUAA
Molecule: messenger RNA, 492 nt
Organism: Necator americanus (New World hookworm)
Lineage: Eukaryota; Metazoa; Nematoda; Chromadorea; Rhabditida; Ancylostomatidae
Exons: 1
Coding region: 1-492 (163 amino acids)
Source: RefSeq, a predicted model, not a curated record